Jatropha curcas is the source of this 1098-nucleotide messenger RNA. Lineage: Eukaryota; Viridiplantae; Streptophyta; Magnoliopsida; Malpighiales; Euphorbiaceae. The record is from RefSeq and is a predicted model, not a curated record.
CUCUCCUUCCGCAACCUGCGCCUCCACCUGCACGCAGCACCACCGACACUGCCACCUCCUCCUCCUCCUCCUCCUCCUCCUUCCUUUCUUUUUCUUUCUUUUUCGUUGCGUUCUGGAGAACCCAGCUCGAGCGGAUCCAUCGCGCGCCACCGCCGCUCCUCGCUGCAGGUCGACGUCGCCAAAGGUCGCCUUUCCGCCCCUCUCUCCGUUCCAACCAAGCAGAGACAGCAGCUCAGAGAGGACCGCCACCACCUGCUCCACCACCAGAUCGCACCAUCGCCGCUACACAGCUCCUCUUCUGCCUUCGAUCGAGCAAGGGCAGCACCACCCACCUCCAUCGCGCCGCCUCUGUCGCUCUCUCUGCCACCGCCAGUCGCCGCCGCUUGAAGGCCAGUUUUGGUCGAUCCAGUGAAUGCUAUUUCAUUUCGAUCCAGUGAGAUUGGUUGAAGGCCAGUCGAUUUGGUUUGGUCACCGAUCAAGCAAACUCUGGCAAUAAUAUUUUGUUUGGAUCGCUCAGGUCUGUCUAUGCUUCUCCCGGUCAGAAUCAGAGUUAGAGCGUUGACCUCCCCGCCCCGCCGCAGUGAGUAGUAAUAAAUAAUGCAUGUCAGCACUGCAUUUGCACAACAUUUAUGUUAUGAUGAAUAAAUUUUGUGCUUGACAUCCCCAUGUACAAAGACUGAACAGAAGAAAAAUAUUUGAAAAAAAAAAAAAAAAGAUAAAAAUAAAGAAGGGAGAAAAACAAAUGGGGAGUCCUGGAUUAAGCACUCAAAGUAAUUGGCACCAGCAACGGCGAUUAGGGAUUACAGAACCCAUUUCCUUGGGUGGACCAACAGAGUACGAUGUAAUAAAGACUCGCGAACUUGAAAAGUAUUUGCAAAAUGUGGGGCUGUAUGAGAGUCAAGAGGAGGCUGUGAGUAGAGAGGAAGUGCUUGGGAGACUAGACCAGAUUGUGAAGAAUUGGGUGAAAGUGAUUAGCCGUGCAAAAGGGUUGAAUGAGCAACUAGUGCAGGAAGCAAAUGCUAAGAUUUUCACCUUUGGUUCUUAUCGGCUAGGGGUACGCUUCUAAUCUUAUCUUUUCCUUCUGAAGAAUAGAGGUUU